Protopolystoma xenopodis is the source of this 312-nucleotide messenger RNA. Lineage: Eukaryota; Metazoa; Platyhelminthes; Monogenea; Polystomatidea; Polystomatidae. The record is from the annotation of a GenBank genome assembly.
AUGAUGCAUGCUAUGAUGCAGUCCAUCCCAUUGGUUGCCAAGUUUACUCAGAACACCGAAAAGUUCUAUGAACUUGUUGAAAAUCGCACUGUUUGUAUCGUUGUAUCGAUAUUUGACUUCACUGGACCCUUAAAACGAGGAACCUAUCAGAUUUACUCCAACCUCCUCAAGAACGUGGCCCGGCAUCAUCUGCAACGCGUUUUCUGGGUUAUGGUCGAGGAUGAGCACUAUCCAAUGCUGGAAAAAACCUAUGGCCAAGAAACAAGUCUAGAAGAAUUUAAAAUUGGUAUGGAUGAUGCAGCUUGGCAGUAA